AUGUCCGGCGAAGCUCCCUACGACCCCUAUAUUCCUGCCGGCUCCAGUGGCCCCGGAGCUGCCUCCGCGCAACAACAUGGCAACCAGCGCACGGCCGCUUUGCAGGCGCAAAUCGAUGACACUGUUGGUGUGAUGCGUGAAAAUAUCAACAAGGUCUCUCAGCGUGGAGAGCGUCUCGACUCCCUGCAGGAUAAGACCGACAACUUGGCUGUGUCCGCUCAGGGCUUCCGCCGGGGUGCCAAUCGGGUGCGCAAAAAUAUGUGGUGGAAGGACAUGAAGAUGCGCGUAUGUCUCGUGGUCUGCGUGAUCGUCCUGCUUCUCGUUAUCAUUGUGCCUGUUGCUAUGCACUUCAAACAUUAG
Penicillium diatomitis is the source of this 360-nucleotide messenger RNA. Its product is annotated as SNAP receptor SNC2. The record is from RefSeq and is a predicted model, not a curated record. The transcript is spliced from 3 exons. Gene Ontology annotation, biological process: vesicle fusion; vesicle-mediated transport. Lineage: Eukaryota; Fungi; Ascomycota; Eurotiomycetes; Eurotiales; Aspergillaceae. Gene Ontology annotation, cellular component: plasma membrane; SNARE complex. The coding region runs from base 1 to 360 and encodes 119 amino acids. Gene Ontology annotation, molecular function: syntaxin binding; SNAP receptor activity.